Molecule: messenger RNA, 2091 nt
Organism: Peronospora matthiolae
Lineage: Eukaryota; Oomycota; Peronosporomycetes; Peronosporales; Peronosporaceae
Source: the annotation of a GenBank genome assembly
AUGCCGACCUCAAUGUUGGCCAUGGACGACAGCCUCGCUUUUGUCUCCCAGCUCGGUCCUGACUCUUUCGACUCGAACAGCCUCUUGGAGCUACACACGGCGUGGAUGGACAAUGAAGAGCUCAACCAGUUGCCUCUUUAUGUGGAUGUCGAGGCUGAUGAUUCGAUAUCUGGAGCUCCAUACCUCAGCAUCAACAGCUCGAGAGCUGCCGAAAACGCUGCGGAUCAAUCAAAGCUACUUCAUUCUGAAUUAAAUAUGGAUCUGGACGAUCACGACGCUCAGUUACUGGACGCAGCUCUAGAGAUCCCCUUUGAUACGGAACUUUCUCCUAUUUUAGAGCCUUUUGCAGAUGCGUCAGCUCCUGCAAGCCCCCUAAAGAUACCUCGCAGACGCCAUAAAAACAGUGCUGCUAAGCGUAAGGUGACCGACUCUUCUUCAAAGAGAACAGCACAGGUGGGUAGUGCACCACAGAUCAGCGUGCUCGAGAAGAGCAAGACAGGAGACGAGACAGCACUAGCAGCUGUGACGACACCUCGUCCCAGGACGAGGAGCUCGUCGUGGCAGCAGCAAGAACAGGAUACUUUUUUUACCUUGUUUAAGGUCAAGUGGCCGCUUACGCCCAAGAGCGAGCCACAGCCGUCGUUCAGUUCAUUGCUACUGCAGCGCUUUGAUACCAUAAGUACCAAGAUUCGCACCAAGAGUGUGAUCGAGGUGCGACAAUUUUACGCAACGGUGAUGCAGAAUGUUGCUGCGAUGCUGCAAGUUGUGGACAACGAUGUUGACUUGACAAACCCGGAUCAAGUGCGUAUUGCUCUGUGGUGCUGGAGCAAGCUUAUGGCUGAGAAGAAACAUCGCGAUGAAUUUCUAGGUUUCGAUGCUGCACCAGUAAAAGGAAAGAUCAGCUUGGCUAACAUGCUGCUUCAGUCUAUCAUUCGUAGUCGUCGCCAAAUGCUUAAGGCCAAGUCGGAGAAGUCAGUACUGAACAGCGAAGCAUCAACAUUAAGUCGGCCUUCCAUCUCGGCGUGGGUGUCUAGGUCGAACCUCAGCUCAUUUUUUGCUGGAGCAGAAGAUACGAUUUCAAAGCCUUCCACGGUGCAGAUUCAUUAUCCCAUGGUGCGAAAGAAACAGUCGGCUUUGCAAAGUCAGGCGGCUUUUUUGCCAUUUGCUAGCUCAACCUUGAUCUCUAAGAAUAGUCAAGGGGUGCGGUCUUUGCCAGCUACGCAACAGGGAGUCACUAGAUCAGCAAGUGGAUCGAAGUUGAAGCGCAAGCGCAGCAUGCCCACAAAUUGUUUACCUGCCACUGCGAAGCGCCGGUACGGAGUCAUGGCGGCUGCUUUUAUGAGCAAGUCUCCUACGCAUGCGCGGUCCAAGUCGCUCACGCAGCGUGUAGUAGUCUUUCCACCCGGACAAAUGUCGCGGAAAAAGACUUAUAUGAAGAUGCGAAUGGUUCCCCAAGAUAAGCAGACGAAAGCCAAUGUGGUGCGUGGUGGAUACAAGCCCAAGGUGGAGCUCAAAUUGUCGUCAACGAAGAAGAUUUCAGAAAUCGCGGCUCAUAUGAGCAAGAAGUGGGCUAAAGUGCGCAUGUUGUUGCCGAAAGAAGCCGUCCUGUGCUUCUUUGAGAAGAAAGGCAAGGGCAAAUGGUCCAAAGAAGACUCCGACGUGACUUGUUUCGAUAUCUGGAAGCGUUCUGGCAAGCGGACAAAUGAUGAGAAUGUGGUCGACGUGUCUUACGUGUGGAUGGUGCCUGAGACUGAUGUUGCUGAAGACAGAGAUGCUCACGUCCAAGAAUUGAUGCCUCUGGCGGCACCGCCCAAGCUUGUUAAGCUAGCCGUAUGUGCUGGAAGCAACCAAACAGUGAGCAGCAGCGAUGAAAGUGAUACUGGGCACUUUUGCUCGACAUGGGCCUUACCAGAGUUCGGUAACGAAGUUCAACGAAUUGCUGCAGAAGGCGAGGAAAAAGCAUUUAUUACGAAAGCAUUGACUAGUGAUAGCUGUGACGAGGGUGGGAGCGAGAAGUUCAUUCGGACAACGGGCCGUUGGCGGCGGCGUAUUCAGCCAGUGCUCGUAUCAAAAGAAGAGUUCAAUAUCUAA